Molecule: messenger RNA, 1356 nt
Organism: Trypanosoma cruzi
Lineage: Eukaryota; Euglenozoa; Kinetoplastea; Trypanosomatida; Trypanosomatidae
Exons: 1
Coding region: 1-1356 (451 amino acids)
Source: RefSeq, a predicted model, not a curated record
AUGCUAGAGAAUAAUGGCACUCAUCAUGCGGAGGCCCUGUUUGCGCAGUUGGAGCGCAUUUCGCGGAAUCCCGUGCGGCUCUAUCGUCAUCUUCUGCAACGCGCCGUUGCGCAGCUUGACGCUGUCGCGGCUGACGCGGAAACACUGCGUGCGACUGUCCGUCUCCUGCAAAAGCAGCGGCGUCAGCAGGAGAAAUGCAUUUCCCAUCUUCAGCGACAACUGAUGGAUACGCAGGAGGAACGUGGGAGGGCCGCUUCUAGGCACCGCAGAACGGGGACCGCGAAGAACGGACACACCCAUACAACGCCGUUGUUAUCAACAUCAUCACUUUCAUCGCCGUCGUUAUAUUGUGUCCAUGGAGGGCACCUGCAACCAAGACGCCAGAAACAACAGGGGCAGCGGGAGCAGUGCAGCUGUGGGAGGCACUCUACAUUGCGGGAGUUGCGCGGCAAUGGGAAGAAGCGUCACACGUCACACUCCGCCGUUGAACGCACGAGAAAUACUUGCAGGAGUUUGUCACAUUCGCCGAGCCCAACAUCUUUGGAGAGGACGGCGCCGUUGUCCCCAUCGCAACAGUAUGAUGGGAAGGUCCCGUGGCGGACGGUGGGGAAUGACGGGGCGUUGAUUGAACGGGUGCUGGGCGAUGUGUUGCUACUUUUACUGGACGAUGAAGUACCGACGAAUGCCGAUGCCGAUAGGACUGCAGGUGGGCCCGGCCGUCUGUUGCUGGGGAACGCCAAAACAAUGUAUGACUCUGUUAUGUCAUCUGUUCGGAUCCUGAAGAAACGCGAGGGCGCGUUAAAAUGUCAUUUGCGGGAGUUGGAAGAAACGCUACGGCGAGACAAGAAGUUGCGAUUGAAACCCAAUCUUGCAGAGGAGCAGCACGUCUCGUUUGGGGUGCUUCCAAGUGGACAUGAUUCUCAGAACAUUGGGAAUAAUAAUAAUAAUAAUAAUAGUAAUAUUAUUAUUGGAGAUGAUGAUGAUGAUGAUUACUCUAGUCGUCAGGAUGCUUCUAUGAUGAAUACUGCGCCCCCAGCUUACAUGGAUGGCGUUAUGGACUCUCAGCACACUGCGACGCAUCCCAUUAAUUUCUCUUCUCUGUUUUCUGUGGGCCGCGUUGACUCUAAAUCCAGCGAUACCACCACUCGUGUCAUCAAUGCAUGUAUGUAUUCAUCAGCAGAUGCGGACAACAUUUCACAUAACACACAAACCAACUUUUUUCAAACAUAUGAGAAGGAAAAGGACGGCGAUGAUGAUGACGGUGACCGUCUGGAUGAUUUGGCGGGUGAAGAGGAGCUGUUGGAGUAUGCCAAGUGGAAGGACUCGUUUCUACGACAGUAUCUUCCGUCAAAAUAG